UCACACUCACUAACCAGUGUCUCAAAAUGGGUAGUAACCUUCUUUUCUUCUUCUUCAUUCUACUUUCCCAGAACUUCAAUGCUUCUUCUGCGGAUGAAGUUGAAGCAGCAUCUUCAAAAACCUUCAUCUUCCGUGUAGAUUCCACAUCGAAACCCUCAAUUUUCCCUACCCAUUACCACUGGUACACUUCUGAGUUCACUCAACACACCCAAAUCCUCCAUCUAUACGACACCGUUUUCCAUGGCUUCUCCGCCGUGCUCACGCAGAACCAAGCCGACACCAUCAGCCACCACCCUUCUGUCCUCGCUGUUUUCGAGGACCGUCGCCGCCACCUCCACACCACGCGCUCCCCUCAGUUCCUCGGCCUCCGCAACCAGCAGGGUCUCUGGUCUGAAUCCGACUAUGGCUCCGAUGUCAUCAUCGGUAUCUUCGACACCGGAGUCUGGCCUGAACGCCGGAGCUUCUCCGAUUUGAAUCUCGGCCCCAUCCCUCGCCGGUGGAAAGGGGUUUGUGAAACCGGAGUCAGAUUCUCACCCAGAAACUGUAACCGCAAGUUGGUUGGAGCGAGAUACUUCUCCAAAGGACACGAGGCUGGUGCUAGUUCAAUGAACCCCAUCAAUGAAACCGUUGAAUUCCGAUCCCCUCGUGACGCCGAUGGCCACGGCACCCACACUGCCUCCACCGCCGCCGGUCGCUACUCCUUCAAAGCAAGCAUGUCUGGUUACGCUUCCGGGAUCGCCAAGGGCGUCGCUCCCAAAGCGCGGUUGGCGGUUUACAAGGUUUGCUGGAAGAGUUCCGGUUGCUUCGAUUCAGACAUCCUCGCCGCCUUUGACGCCGCCGUUAACGACGGCGUGGACGUCAUUUCCAUAUCCAUCGGCGGCGGUGACGGUAUUGCAUCCCCCUACUACCUGGACCCCAUCGCAAUCGGAUCCUACGGCGCUGUUUCCAGAGGAGUGUUUGUCUCUUCCUCCGCCGGCAACGACGGUCCAAGCGGCAUGUCAGUGACCAACCUCGCUCCAUGGUUGACGACGGUGGGAGCAGGCACAAUCGAUCGGGAUUUCCCUUCACAGGUGGUUCUCGGCGAUGGUCGGAGACUCUCCGGCGUGUCUCUCUACGCCGGUCCAGCGUUGAACGGGAAAAUGUACCAAUUAGUCUAUCCUGGGAAAUCAGGGGUGUUGGGAGAUUCACUCUGCAUGGAAAGCUCUCUCGAUCCGAAGCAGGUGAUGGGGAAAAUCGUGGUCUGCGAUAGAGGAAGCAGCCCUAGGGUUGCGAAGGGGCUGGUAGUGAAGAAAGCCGGCGGCAUCGGAAUGAUUCUGGCGAAUGGAAUCUCCAACGGUGAAGGACUCGUCGGAGAUGCUCAUCUUCUUCCAGCAUGCGCCGUUGGAUCCAACGAAGGAGAUGCAAUCAAAGCCUACAUCUCUUCUUCCACAAACCCAACCGCCACGAUCGAUUUCAAGGGAACGAUCCUCGGAAUCAAACCGGCGCCGGUUCUCGCUUCUUUCUCCGCCAGAGGACCAAACGGUUUAAACCCUCAGAUUCUCAAACCGGAUCUAAUCGCUCCCGGAGUCAACAUCCUCGCGGCGUGGACCGACGCCGUCGGUCCAACCGGUCUGGAUUCCGAUUCACGGAGAACCGAGUUCAAUAUUUUGUCCGGGACCUCCAUGGCUUGCCCUCAUAUAAGCGGCGCCGCGGCGUUGCUGAAAUCAGCACAUCCAGAUUGGAGCCCCGCCGCCGUGAGAUCCGCCAUGAUGACCACCGCAACUGUUCUCGACAACCGGAAACAGAUCCUGACCGAUGAAGCCACCGGGAACAGUUCCACUCCCUACGAUUUCGGUGCGGGUCAUGUCAAUUUGGGUCUUGCAAUGGAUCCUGGGUUGGUCUAUGAUAUCACUGGUGCUGAUUAUGUAAACUUCUUGUGUGGAAUCGGUUACGGGCCGAGGGUUAUUCAGGUAAUUACACGUGCUCCGGUGAGUUGUCCGGCGAGGAAGCCGUCGCCGGAGAAUCUGAAUUACCCGUCGUUUGUGGCUAUGUUUCCGGUGGGGUCGAAGGGUUUGACGACGAAGACGUUUAUAAGAACCGUGACAAACGUGGGGCCCGCGAACUCGGUUUAUAGAGUGAGUGUGGAGUCGCAGAUGAAGGGGGUGACGGUGACGGUGAAGCCGUCGCGGCUUGUGUUCUCUGAGGCGGUGAAGAAGCGGAGUUAUGUGGUGACGGUGGCGGCGGAGACCCGAUUCCUGAAGAUGGGUCCUUCUGGGGCGGUAUUCGGGUCGCUUACGUGGACGGAUGGGAAGCACGUGGUUCGGAGCCCCAUUGUGGUUACUCAAAUAGAACCGUUGUAGAGAGCUUCAACCAAUGUCGUUUUGGUCAAUACGACUCUGCUAGAGUUGUCUAGUUACAACUUACAACUCAGUUCACUUCUUAAUUUUUAUUUUUAUUUAAAUUUAGGAAUGUGCGAUUUUUUUUUUAGGGGAACCACUUUUUUAAAAUAACUAGGUUGGAGUUCCUUUGUUGUGUUGUUUUUCAAAGAUUUUGGUUGCUUUAGCUUGUAUUUAUAUAAUUAUUUAAAAAAUUACGAGAUAAGUUAUUUGUGA
Messenger RNA from Lotus japonicus, 2591 nucleotides. Its product is annotated as subtilisin-like protease SBT1.6. Gene Ontology annotation, biological process: proteolysis. Gene Ontology annotation, molecular function: serine-type endopeptidase activity. NCBI's taxonomy places the organism in Eukaryota, Viridiplantae, Streptophyta, Magnoliopsida, Fabales, Fabaceae. The transcript has a single exon. The record is from RefSeq and is a predicted model, not a curated record. Bases 27 to 2339 code for a protein of 770 amino acids.